GUCGCAUUGCCGCAUUGGCGUUGCUUGGACACGUGACCGGGCAUCACGUGACAAUUAGUUUUAGUCAUGGCCGACGACUACAGGCGACAAGGCCUCGAGUUGGAGAGACGGAUAUUCGAGUUAGAUGCCAAGUGUUCUGCUCUCAAAGCCGAAAAACAAGAUGACGACUAUAUACAAAAUGCAGAUGCCAUACUAGACAAGUUGAAAAGCUACUACAGACAAGGAGGGGAGAGCAGCAGCCUUUCUAAACUGCUUCAAGAUUACACACAGGUGAUUCUAGAUAUUACAUUUUAUGAAGAGAACAAACUGGUGGAUCAGGAAUUUCCAGAGGAAUGUUCACCGUUUAAAAUCCAGCAGCUCCUGCAAGAUCUGACCGAGCCGGAAGUGUUGGUGGGGCGACUUGCACCAUCUCAAGAGGUGCAGGCUGUGUUGGGACUAGAGCUGCUAGAAUGCCUCUACUGGAGACGUGGCGCACUGCUCUACAUGUACUGCCACACCCUUCAUCAACGGAAGCAAUGGAUCAAGCAGAACAAAGAGACGUUCCUUAAGUGUAUUCAGGAAGGAGUGCGCUACCUAAUGCGGAUGCUGCAGGUGAGGAACUCAGUGAAGCUCAAUGAUGGGGUGGUGCUCCAUGACACUGCUACGGCAGGCUUCCUAUCUGAAGGCAUUUUCUCAGACACGCACCUGUUGACAAUGAUGUACAUCGGCGAAAUGUGCUUCUGGGCCGUCAAGUAUGAAGACUACAGCAGCGAAAUGAUGGAUUGUAAAGAUCGCCUCCAGUUUAGGGACAUUGGCACACAGAUCCUCAACAAGUAUGUGCUUGCCUGCGAGGGCCCUCUGCAGGGACAGGGCUGGAACACGGAGAAUGCCAAGGAAAUCCUCAGUGUUUUACAGUAAAGCCCGCUGCCCCCGUGUCCGGGUCUUCCUCGGACACAACUAAGAUCAGUAUUGAGUGUUUUUCCAGUCCCCUCUAAACUAAAAAAGGUUAGGUACGGUGUAAUGAAAGGCUAAUGAGAGGAGGGGAGAAAUUGUAUAUCAGCAAGGGUGUUAAUGCCACCUCGCUUCAUGCUUUGGAGAAGAAAGUUCUGCAGGUGGUGUAAAACUGACAUUAAAGUUUUUUGUUUUUUUUCAUUCUGCUGAAAAAGCACGUUAUCUUGAUUCCAGACUGUUGAUUAGGGCACUUGUUUUGCUCUAAGAAUGUGUUAUAAUACCAUUAAUAUAAAAAAAAAAGAAUCUUAAUAAUACAUUUUUUUUAGUUUAUAAAUUACACAGCCUAAAAUGAAACAUUGCACAGUAACCUUUUUAUUUAUUAAGUUGCCAUUUUGGUAUGCAUUUAUUAUUUGACAUCUGUUCGUACGAUAUAUACACACGUUUUAAAUGUGUAUAAAAUACACACCAGGCAAAGGAAAGUUUAAACAUGUUUGCUAGUUAUUCAUGAUCCAUCACUUAUUCCCCAUUAUUGCAAUUUUCCUAAAUUUAAUAAAACUUUUAUUUGUUUAGCUUUUAAUAGAGAACGUGUUUGGAUGAAAAUUUCUGUUUUUUAUGUCCUUGGUGACAAUAAAGCCCGUGUUGUUUUAA
Molecule: messenger RNA, 1578 nt
Organism: Nerophis ophidion (straightnose pipefish)
Lineage: Eukaryota; Metazoa; Chordata; Actinopteri; Syngnathiformes; Syngnathidae
Gene: rimoc1
Product: rab7a interacting mon1-ccz1 complex subunit 1
Exons: 6
Coding region: 67-897 (276 amino acids)
Biological process (GO): mitophagy
Source: RefSeq, a predicted model, not a curated record